AUGGCGGAUCCAGUUCAGUUCACCAAUACCGCAACCUCGGUUUCUCACAACUACUAUCCACCUACCAUAUAUCUACCCCAAUAUGUGGAGAAUGAAAGCCCUGCAGUUUCGAUAAUUACUCAAUUCGGCUGUCUAUGGGCAGCCGUACUGGGAACAGCCUUGUUCAUCAUAUGUCGCGUGCGACCGACUGCCAGUCCGUCAGACAAGCUUGCUUUCGUUUGGAUGUGCCUGACGGGAUUUAUUCACUUAUUUUUCGAGGCAUACUUUGUUGUAAAUCAUAAAACACUUGCAAGCUCCCAAGAACUAUUCGGCCAGCUAUGGAAGGAAUAUUCUCUUUCCGAUUCUCGUUAUAUGACAUCCGAUGCGUUCCUAGUUUCUAUGGAGUUUAUUACUGCAUUCGGUUGGGGCCCUCUUGCCUUCUGUAUUGCAUAUUGUAUUGCAGUACAGCAUCCGGCACGUUAUGCUCUGCAGCUUGUGGUUUCCGUGGGUCAGGUAUAUGGCGAUGUCCUUUACUAUGCAACGAGUUUGCUUGAAGUCUCGUACUGUCGACCAGAAAGAUAUUACUUUUGGUUCUAUUACUUCUUCUUCAAUUUCAUCUGGAUGCUUGUUGGUUGCUAUUAUGCGAACCAAAGCAUUAUGAAAAUAACGAAGGCUUUCGCGAACCUUGAAGGCUGCUCACUCGAGAAGAAACAGACAAACUUCAAAACGGACGCUCCCCUUAAGUAA
Molecule: messenger RNA, 726 nt
Organism: Penicillium hordei
Lineage: Eukaryota; Fungi; Ascomycota; Eurotiomycetes; Eurotiales; Aspergillaceae
Product: EXPERA domain-containing protein
Exons: 4
Coding region: 1-726 (241 amino acids)
Biological process (GO): sterol biosynthetic process
Cellular component (GO): endoplasmic reticulum; membrane
Molecular function (GO): C-8 sterol isomerase activity; steroid Delta-isomerase activity; cholestenol delta-isomerase activity
Source: RefSeq, a predicted model, not a curated record